GGUUGCUGUUCCACCCCAAAACCAACCAUACGAUUUCCCCCGAGCUCCCCUAAUUCCCCCGCCCCCCCAGCCGCCCCCCGCUACCGUCGUCCACCCGACGCCGCCCACCCCCCGUUUUCCGAGCUGGCGUGGCGACGCAAACUCACAAAUAUUUACUUCCUGUACAUCAAGAGGAAAGGGGGCCCCCCUUUCGUGGAAUGCGGCAACAUGGGUGUGUUUGACCGCGGAGUUCAGAUGCUGCUGACCACGGUGGGGGCCUUCGCCGCCUUCAGCCUUAUGACCAUCGCCGUGGGGACAGACUACUGGCUGUACUCGCGCGGCGUCUGCAAGAUCAAGAGCACCAACGAGAACGAGACCAGCAAGAAGAACGAGGAGGUGAUGACGCACUCGGGCCUCUGGAGGACCUGCUGCCUGGAAGGUUCUUUUAAAGGCAUGUGUAAGCAGAUAGAUCACUUCCCCGAGGAUGCUGACUAUGAGGCGGAUGCUUCCGAGUACUUCCUACGCGCUGUACGAGCCUCCAGUAUCUUCCCCAUCCUGAGUGUGAUCCUGCUCUUCAUGGGGGGGCUGUGCAUCGCCGCCAGCGAGUUCUACAAGUCACGCCACAACAUCAUCCUCAGCGCUGGCAUCCUUUUCGUCUCCGCAGGCCUGAGCAACAUCAUAGGAAUCAUUGUGUACAUAUCAGCCAACGCUGGGGACCCUUCCAAGAGUGACUCCAAGAAGAACAGCUACUCCUACGGCUGGUCUUUCUACUUCGGCGCCCUCUCCUUCAUCAUGGCUGAAAUGGUGGGUGUGCUGGCAGUGCACAUGUUCAUCGACCGCCAUCGGGAGUUGCGCGUGGGGGCACGAGCUGCCGACUACCUCCAAGGUGCGGCCAUCACGCGCAUCCCCAGCUACCGCUACCGUUAUCGACGCCGCUCACGCUCUUCGUCCCGCUCCACAGAUCCCUCGCACUCCCGCGAGGCAUCACCAGUUGGCCUGAAGGCCUUCGGGACGCUGCCCUCCACCGAGCUGUCCAUGUACACGCUGCCCAAGGGCCAAACGGGUACCCCGACAGCCACCUAUAACUCCACGGAGAGGGACCACAACUUCCUGCAGGUCCACAACUGCAUCCAGAAGGACCUGAAAGACUCAGGCGGCCACAGCAACACCGCCAACCGACGCACCACACCUGUAUGAAACUGAUAGAGGGACCUCAGACACUAAAAAAUCAGAGGGAAUUUGGGGGGAGGCGGCAAAAGACAAACGAUGGUGUAAGGAGACGGAAAGAGGAAGGGCUUAAAUGGAUAGAUGGAGUGAGGGGUAAGCAACAGAGGGGAAGUUCUGAGCGCUCCACAGCACCUCAGAUGAUCACUGAGUUUCUGUUUAAAAAAAGGAAACAGCGAAAAAAAUGCAUAAAAAAAGAAACAUGCAUGAUUUUCCCAUCUACCAUUGUUUAACGAGUUUUGAACAUGUUUGUAAAGAUUUGAGGGGGAGGAUGGGGAAAGAGGAGUCGGGAGGGGGGGUGGCUGGUGGUUGUCUGUCUCGGGGCUGUGGAACCGUAGAGUGGUGGGCUGGGCCAGACUGCCCGUUUAAAAGGUGAACUUUAUAUUUUUUACUCUUCCUCAGUCUGAUGAAAAGGGGGCGUAGUUGACCCCUCGGCCCCGCCUAUGAUCCCGCCCUCGCACUACCAUCCCACAAGCCCCCCAACACACACACCCUAACCUCCCGUGAACCCCACUCCUUUCUUUAGUUGCUGUAUCUUCUUGAUUUCAUUCUUUAUUCGCAUUAAUACUGUGAACCAUUGCGGUGUGGGAUUUUAGCAGGGAGCAAUUCAGGCCGCAAAAAAACAUGAAAAAAAAAAAGAAAAAAAACACAUAAGUUAAUAUAUGUAUUGAUUAUAUAUAAAUAUAUGAAUAUAUAUGUUAAUAAAUCAUGACUAGACUUCCCUGGUGCAAAAAUAUCAACAAGAAAAAAAAGAAAACAAGUUACUUACAAGUGAAACUAAAUCAAGUCGUCAUGGAAACUAAACCAAGACUGAGGAUUCUUCGUGACUGGCUCAUUUGACGGGCAAAGGCUUCAGCCUACUUGAUAAACUAAUAUUGGUUAGUAUUAGAUACAUUAUCACAUUCUUUUACAACGACAAAAAAAAAAAUCUUUUGGCCUUCCGCCGAAACCCUGGCAGCCAUCCUUGUUCAGGGUCAACGACAGGUGAAAAGUUGACCUCACGUUUUUUUGCUCCAUAAAGGGGCGGAGUGAAGAGAGAACUCUGGGUAAUGGAGGAUCUCUCGGCAAACUUGACUGUGGACAAUGAGACGUCACUACUGCCAAAGACACAAAGUAGUGCGUGAGAGAACAUGGCUACCAGCGAGGUGAAGCUAAGUGACUCCAAAAAAUUAAGAAUUUACAUGCAUGCUAAUCAAAAUCAUCCAAUCUGCUUUUAAGGAACCUAUGUUUUGAACAAUUGAACAAUGAUACCAUGUAAGGGCAGUGGGGGUGACAAAGUAGAAAUUAAUGUUACAGUACUGUGUCUAUUUCAGUUUUUCUUUUCUUAAUUUUUUUGAGUGGGUCAUUUGGGGUGGGGCUUCAUUACGCUUGAAACAAAAAGAGCAAACUUUGGAGAACGUAUCAAGGCUUUUUUAAACAGAAGAAAAUCUUAUCUUGCCUUUUCAUUUAAUUUUUAUUUUCUUGGUUCUUUUGAACUCUCACACAGCCUUAGUCUCUUUCUUUGUCUCAUUUUUUCUUGUUCUUUGGUUUUGCGUUGUGUUGUUGUAAAUGAGAAUUUAAAAAAAGCGUAAUGUCUUUCAAGGUGCCAAAACUGAAUGAUUCUGAACUUGGAUGCAUCAAGUCCUGAUGACGAAUAAAAAUUGAACCCCCCCGUAGGGAACAGAAUGAG
Molecule: messenger RNA, 2872 nt
Organism: Epinephelus lanceolatus (giant grouper)
Lineage: Eukaryota; Metazoa; Chordata; Actinopteri; Perciformes; Serranidae
Gene: cacng2b
Product: calcium channel, voltage-dependent, gamma subunit 2b
Biological process (GO): transmission of nerve impulse; postsynaptic neurotransmitter receptor diffusion trapping; calcium ion transmembrane transport
Cellular component (GO): AMPA glutamate receptor complex; voltage-gated calcium channel complex; postsynaptic density membrane
Molecular function (GO): channel regulator activity; voltage-gated calcium channel activity
Source: RefSeq, a predicted model, not a curated record